Molecule: messenger RNA, 2107 nt
Organism: Theobroma umbraticum
Lineage: Eukaryota; Viridiplantae; Streptophyta; Magnoliopsida; Malvales; Malvaceae
Gene: SCPL45
Product: serine carboxypeptidase-like 45
Biological process (GO): proteolysis
Cellular component (GO): vacuole
Molecular function (GO): serine-type carboxypeptidase activity
Source: RefSeq, a predicted model, not a curated record
CCCCACUGCGCACCAUCGAGCUACAACUGUCUUUUCUUCUCUCUCUCUGGGUUUCUUUGCUCUCUUAUCUGGAAAAAAAAGAAGAAAACACCAUGCUUUUAUUACCAUGGAGAACAGUGGCAUUGGGUUUCAUUGUACUUGAGGUUUGGUUUUGUGUUCAAGUGGAAUGUUCUCUAGCUCUGUUUGAUCGGAUUACUCAGUUGCCGGGUCAACCCAAUGUCGGGUUCCAACAGUACUCGGGUUAUGUGACCGUUGAUGAGAAAAAACAGAGAGCUUUGUUUUACUACUUUGCUGAAGCUGAAGUAGAUCCAGCUUCCAAGCCUCUUGUCCUAUGGCUCAACGGAGGACCUGGCUGCUCUUCAUUGGGGGUUGGAGCAUUUUCUGAGAACGGGCCAUUUAGGCCUAGCGGGGAAGUGCUGGUCAAGAACGAAUAUAGCUGGAACAGAGAAGCCAAUAUGUUGUAUUUGGAGGCCCCGAUUGGAGUUGGGUUCUCUUAUUCCACAGACACCUCCUCUUAUGAGGGUGUGGAUGACAGGAUCACUGCCAGGGACAAUCUGGUUUUUAUGCAAAAUUGGUUCCUCAAAUUCCCUCAGUACAGGAAUAGAAGCCUGUUCAUUACAGGGGAAAGCUAUGCUGGUCAUUAUAUCCCCCAGCUGGCCGAACUUAUGCUUCAGUUUAAUAGGAAGGAUAAGCUGUUCAAUUUGAAAGGAAUUGCUCUGGGGAAUCCUGUUUUAGAAUUUGCUAUUGAUUUCAAUUCGAGGGCUGAAUUCUUCUGGUCUCACGGAUUGAUAUCUGAUUCUACGUACAAAAUGUUCACCACUUCCUGUAAUUACUCGCGAUAUGUUAGUGAGUAUUACAGAGAAGCCGUUUCUCCUAUUUGUUCAAGAGUGAUGAGCCAAGUUAGUACCGAAACUAGCAGGUUUGUUGACAAGUAUGAUGUUACCCUCGAUGUCUGUAUAUCAUCAAUGCUCUCACAAUCCAAAGUCCUUACUCCCCAACAAGUUGGUGAAACUAUAGAUGUUUGUGUAGAAGACGAAACAGCUAAUUACCUAAACAGGCAAGAUGUGCAAAAGGCUCUUCAUGCACGUCUGGUAGGAGUCCGUAAAUGGGCUGUUUGCAGCAAUGUCCUAGAUUAUGAAUUUCUUGAUCUGGAAAUACCCACAAUCACUAUUGUUGGCAGACUCGUGAAGGCCGGAAUUCCAGUCAUGGUAUACAGUGGGGAUCAAGAUUCUGUCAUCCCAUUGACCGGAAGUCGAACAUUAGUUAAUCGACUGGCAAAGGAAUUCGGUCUGAAAACCACUGUGACUUACCGAGUUUGGUUUGAGGGGCAGCAGGUCGGUGGCUGGACUCAAGUUUAUGGUAAUAUCCUAUCCUUUGCCACCAUUAGAGGAGCAUCUCAUGAAGCCCCAUUCUCACAGCCGGAGAGAUCACUUGUCCUGUUCAAGGCAUUUUUGGAAGGCCGGCCACUACCAGAAGCGUUUUGAUCUGCUGACAGUUCUUGGAUUUGAGAAUACGGAUUGAGCUUGUUCAUCAGGUGUAAAAUCUGUAGUUUCCAAAUCACAGUCUCUGUCCUUUAGAGGUGAUGGCCCUGAUACUUUCGCUGGCCGCACUGCUCGUACUCUAUCACGGAAAAUAUUCAGAAGAUGCUUUCAGAAAGUAUAUUCUUGCAUUUGGAGAAUAAGAAACACCUCUAAGUCUAUAAUUUUCUCAUUUUCCAGUCAGCAAGAGGUAUGUAGCAAGAACAUCAAUUACACAAGGGAUAUACAUGAGAUGUGACAGCAAACUUUUGAGCUCUAAAUGUUCAUGACAUAAUCAUCAAGGCAGAAGAAAAGUGUGAAAACCAUAGAAAGAAAUGCGCUGGAGAUUUUUGCUUCAGGAAUGGCUACAAGGUGAUUUAGUACAAUGGUCAUCUGUUUAGGUUACUCCAGUUGGUGACUUAGUGUCAACCCCAAUGUUUUAGUGUCUUUCAUAAUAUAUCACUUAACCUUGUUGCUCUUCCUAUACGUUAGAUCUUUUAUUUCGCCAUGUAAUACAUGUUAGAGAAUGUAGCAUGCUGAAAGAAAAAACCAAGGGAGGGGAGGGGUUCUGGGCAGUAUUGAAAAGUAAU